AUGCCAGCUCAAAGGCCCCGCGCAGCGUUUGAACCGAUAUCUCCAGCCUUGGAUGCUGCGGAAUUGAUAAAGUCUUCGCCCAACUUCGAAGAGGUGGUGCGAAUUCAUUGCGAUGCCAUCGACGAGAAUGGGCUUGAGAACUUCGAGAAGCUUGUCCUUCUUCACGUCAUCGUUCGUGGACUACCUCUUGUUGUUGAGGGUUUUGAUAAGAAGCUUGAUAAUGCCAUCUUUUCCGAGAGAUGGCUGAGAAGUCAUUACUCGGCGAAGCGAGAAGAUGCCAGAGACCUGACAGCGAAGAAGGCCGUACCGCUCACUAUUGGCCAUUACCUGAAGAAUAUGUCCAUCCUUGCGAACCAGUUCAAUAAGUUCAACCAUAAAAACCCUGAUCUCCAAAGACUAUACCUUAAAGACAUUGAUUGCCCGAAGAUCUGGCAUGACUUCUUGAAGAGCAUCAUACCUCCAUUUCUAUUUUACCUGAACAAUUUGGCGGAGCCGGAAUUCUUCGAGAGUACAGGGCCCAAAAGCGCUCCAUUCUCGAAGAAACGCAAGGUUUCACAGGAGCAGGUAGGCAAAGCCGGUGAUUUGAUGAGUUGUCUUCCAGAGAACAUGCGCGCCGAAAAUCUGAUGUGUUACAUUGGUCAUGAGGGAACGUAUACGCCAGCGCAUCAAGAGAUGUGUGCUAGUCUUGGCCAAAACCUAAUGGUUGAAGCGUCAGAUGGCUCAAUUGAAAAUGGAAAGGCAACGAAGCCUGGCUCCUCAUUAUGGUUUAUGACCAGCAGCAAGGACCGGAACUCUGUGUCGGAGUAUUGGAUGACAAUGCUGGGCCACGACAUAAACCUAGAGGACCAUUUCGCACAGAUUAACGCGUGGAAAGCCGCACCGUUCACAACAUAUAUUGUCGAACAGCGGCCGGGUGACUUCAUCCUCAUACCUCCCCUGGCGGCGCACCAGGUCUGGAACCGUGGAACGCGAACGAUGAAAGUUGCAUGGAACAGAACGACGGUGGAGACUCUCGAGAGGGCGUUGAACGAAGCGCUUCCGCAUGCCAGAGUGGUGUGUCGGGAUGAACAAUAUAAAAACAAAGCGAUAGUAUUCUACUCGCUCAAACAAUAUUCAACACGUCUCAACAGCGUUGAUGCUAAUCGCAGCCCCGCGAGAGUACAGCAGCUGCAGAACGAAUUUGAACAAUUGUUCUCUCUGUUCAACCAAAUUCUGCUUUCCGAAUCGUUUUCCACGGCGACACCUCAUGAGAAGAACGUUGAAUACAUACCUUUUGACAGCAAUAUCACAUGUGCCUACUGCAGAGGGAACAUCUUCAAUCGGUUCCUGACGUGUCCCUCAUGUGCCACAACUGCGACGGGUGUUGAGCUCCCCUAUGAUAUCUGCAUGGAAUGUUAUGUUAUGGGCCGAAGCUGUGCAUGCAUCUCGGAAUUGAAAUGGGUUGAGCAAUUUAAAUGGGAACAACUCCUGAGAAUGCACGAAUUCUGGAGGCAGCAGGUUCUUAGGUUCGACCCUGAACUUGACAAGAAAUACCGACAAUUUCGGGUUGAGAAGGAAGAAAUGGGCAAAAAGAGCCUGGCCCACAUAUGCCAGGAAGAACUGAAGCGGCGUCCGUGGGUUGAUAUCUCGAAGCCGAAGCCCAUAAUGGAAGAGCUGGUGGACGGAAUUAGCGAAUUGGAAGAUGAUACCCGCCCCGCCAGACGCAGGAAGAAGUCGAAAUCGAAAGGCCCCAAAUGUCACAUUUGCAAGUACGUUGAGCCGGAGUGGAAACUUGCCUCCUGUUCGAAUCCCAAAUGCUCUUUGAGGUACUGCUAUGGUAGUCUGUUUAGAGCGUUCAAUAUGCUACCGCAGGAAGUUCUGGAAACUUCUAAAUGGGAGUGCCCAAGAUGUCAAAAGUUCUGCAGCUGUGGCGGUUGCCGCAAAAAUCCCCAGAUGACUCCUUUUGAGCCCACGUGUACGUCCCUCGGUCAUGACACAAGCCAAGUUGCGGACGUUCGCAGCAUUGAGGCUUUGGUGGAUUUUGGGCACUCGAAUCUCGGCUGGCUGAAGAAGGCCAGCAGUGACGAAAUAAGCCGGUUGAGCAAGCAUCAAGAAGAAGCGGACGUUAAGCGCAAUCAAGCUUUGGAGAUAACUCAAUACAGGUCGCGUUCUACCCUGACGUAG
Messenger RNA from Aspergillus nidulans FGSC A4, 2163 nucleotides. RefSeq names its product putative JmjC domain protein. The transcript has 2 exons. NCBI's taxonomy places the organism in Eukaryota, Fungi, Ascomycota, Eurotiomycetes, Eurotiales, Aspergillaceae. The record is from RefSeq and is a predicted model, not a curated record. Gene Ontology annotation, cellular component: nucleus. The coding region runs from base 1 to 2163 and encodes 720 amino acids. Gene Ontology annotation, molecular function: metal ion binding.